ACUAGAGACCUCUGAACCAGAUUCAUGGAUGUGGGCGCUGUACCUUCAGCUGAAGCCUGCAUACGCCACAGGUCCAGCCCUUCGCGAUAAAGCCGCGAUUGGCUUCAAGCUGCAGCAACAACACCAAAGACUAGCCCCCAUGGACACUGGUAUAGCGAUAGCUCAGCCCGGAACCACUUCACGCGAACGACCUCUGAAAGAUAGAAUAUCAGCCCAUCUUUUCUCUUUUAGAAUGCCUCUCCCUCGACCAGCCCCUCCCCAAACAGCCACCAUCCAGUACGACCUAAAGAAAGAAACGCAACAUGGAGGCCCUACAGGAAGAUUUGAUCUCCUUUAUGUUCCUACGAGACGAGCAUGGCCAACUAGACGUCAUGACCUGCCUCGCCCUCUGGUUCGGCAAGUCCAACACGACCGACAUCGCCAUCAAAACCCGCUUCGGGCACCACGUCGCCGCCGCCCUCGCCGGCUCCUACGCCUCCUGGACCUCCACCGCACGCGGCUGCCUCGCCCUCAUGAUCCUCAUCGACCAGUUCCCACGAAACAUCUACCGCCACACCAUCCAGUCCUUCUCCGGCGACACCAUGGCCCGCUCAAUCGCUACCCUCCCCUUCGACUGGCUCCGCUCCCUCGCCCCCGAAGAAUGCAUCUUCGUCCCCUGCCUGAUCAUGACGCACCAAGAAGACCUCGCCUCCCAGCGCGCUGGCGUCGCCUUCUACGAGACGCUGGAGCCGCAUCUGCCACCGACACUGCACAUCUUCCGCACCAUCUUCGAAGAGCAUCUGCGGAUUAUAGAGCUCUGCGGCACCUUCCCCCACCGCGACCACUACUACAACCGCGCCACGACCCCGCUCGGCAAACAGCUCAUGGAGAACCCGAAGGUGCGCUUCGACCUGCCCCUCAUCGCCGAGAACGGCUGCAUGAAGUUCGGCCACGACCCGCGGAAGCUGUGGCUCGCGACGCAGCGCGCCUUCGACGCGCUCGAGCGCAUCGAGGCGCUGGCGAACGAGACGGGGCGGCGGGGGAGUGUAGCGCCGGCGAGCUGGUUAGAUGAGGCGGAGGUCGCGGAGUGCCACGAGACGUUCCGCGCGUUCGACAAGGACGGGAAUGGGUUCUUUGACCGCGCGGAGCUGGCGACUGUGCUCGCUUCGACGGGCCGGGUAUACACGCCCGAGCAGCUGCAGGUGGUCAUGGAUCGGAUCUCUGGGGUGGCGGGCACGUCGCGGAUUACGUUUGAGCAGUUCUCGGCGCUAUUUCGGGCGAAGUUGGAUAUGAGUCUGGAGGCGCGGGCGAAGAGGAGGUUUAGUUUGUUUGAUGUGGAUAAGAGUGGGGAGAUUGAUUUGGGGGAGUUGAGGGCGUGUAUUCAGAGUAUGGAUGAUUUGGUGACGGGGGCGGAGGUGGAGGAGAUGUUGAAGGCGUGUGAUGUGGAUGGGAAUGGGCAGGUUUCUUUGGAGGAGUUUGUGGCGAUGAUGCCGUUGGUGAGUGAGGUGCCGAAGGUGAAGAAGGUGGAGGUGGUGACGGAGAAGAGUGGGGGUGUUGUGGUUGAUGUGGUGGCGGUUCAGGAGCUAGGAGCAUAAGAGGGAGGGAUGGAGGGUAGUUGAGCUUUAGGAGAUAUACGUACAUACUAUGGUCACCGUUGGAUUGGUAUCUUACCUCGCUUGUUAUAUUGUCGCAAUACACGUCGUGAGGACAAGAUUAGUUAAUGCAGAUAGUUGUGUAUCCU
Molecule: messenger RNA, 1720 nt
Organism: Mytilinidion resinicola
Lineage: Eukaryota; Fungi; Ascomycota; Dothideomycetes; Mytilinidiales; Mytilinidiaceae
Product: EF-hand
Exons: 1
Coding region: 303-1574 (423 amino acids)
Molecular function (GO): calcium ion binding; protein binding
Source: RefSeq, a predicted model, not a curated record